AUGCACGGAAUGAACAAGCUCGCUCUGGCACUGGUUGCCGCGAUGGCUGCUGUUGGUGAAGCCGAUCUUCACGAUAUGCACGCUCGUCACCUGCGUGCUCGUGGCUCUGGUCUGCCUCUGCCUCAAACUACUCAGACUCAAUACGUUAGCCCCGUCCCUGAGCCCGUUCCUACUCAGUCUCCCUCCGAGCCUGCUGUUCCCGCUCCUUCGGAGUCUGCUCCUGGUGCUUCCUCUGGUGCUGCUUCUUCCGGCGCUGCCCCAUCUGGUAUUCCCUCUGGAAUCCCCUCUGGUGCUCCCUCUAGCGCCCCCUCUGGUGCUGCUCCCUCCGGUGCUUCUCCCUCCGGCGCUUCCUCCGGCAUUCCCUCCGGCUCUCCCUCUGGAAGCCCUAGCUCGUCUGCUCCCUGGACUAUCCACACCUCUCGUCCCCACAUCACUGGACGUCCCAGCUCGAGCCCGGUUGUUUCGCCCACCUCCGCUCCUAUCUCUACUCCUGUUGUCGUCACUUACACCACUGGCACCGGUUCGACCGCCAGCGUUGUGACCACCACCAUCUGGCGCACUGCCACCAACCACCACACCGUCACUGCCACCGAGAGCAGCGGUGCUCUGGAGACCCCUGGUGACCAGAACCACAACCAGGACACUGGAGCUGAUGAGACUGAGGGAACCUCCACUGUCACCUCCACCCUGCACUCCACCGCCACCAAGACCCUCACCGACGGCACCGCUGCCACCUCUGCUCCCGCUGCCAACAACCACCAGCAGGGUAACGGCAACGGCAAUGGCGACGAGGGCGAUGACACCACUACCAUCCCUGCCACCGCUACUGCUGUCGAGACCGCCACCGAGACCCCCAUCGUGACCUUCACUCCCUCCAGCACUCCUUUCCCCAGCAGCAGCGGCCGUCCCACCCCCUCUUUCACUCGCCGUCCUAUCUCUUCGGCCCAGGGCCACGGUACUACCUCCGUUCCCUACGUCCCCGGAGGUGCCACCAUCCUGCCCAUCCCCAGCGGCUCGCCUUCCUCCAGCCCCGCUCAGCCCCAGAAGCCCGAGCCCACCGGCUUCUUCGCCCGUCUCGCCCGCCUCUUCUAA
Molecule: messenger RNA, 1092 nt
Organism: Penicillium cosmopolitanum
Lineage: Eukaryota; Fungi; Ascomycota; Eurotiomycetes; Eurotiales; Aspergillaceae
Exons: 3
Coding region: 1-1092 (363 amino acids)
Source: RefSeq, a predicted model, not a curated record